AAAUUUUCCUGAGUAGUGCAAACCGUAAGCUUGGCAUUAUAGUUUCACUUUCGUUUCAUUGCCACACCAGAAUACCAGGCUAUCAGGACACCAGGCUUUCCGAGCAGAUGGAUGAAGAUGGAGGAGAUGGACCUGGAGGAGGAUGUUUUGGAUGUGGUGGACCAGGAGGCUAGCACAAUAGUGGACAUUUUGUGUGAGCAGAGAGAUAAUGUUCUACAGCAGAUCUUUCCCUUGGUGGAUGCUCGGACUCGAGAGCAGUUACAGCACCUACCAAAUAACAGGGAGUCUAUCUCAGGUCUUGUAGAUUACUUCAGAACAUCAGACCAACACACAUGCCGCCAUUUUCUGGACACUAUUUGGUCUUUCUGUGAGAAUAUUCCCUUAGAGCUGGACAUACGUAUUGUAAAUCUUGCAGGAUCUUCAGCUGGAGCAUUCGUAAACAACCCUCAUGUGCCAGAUACUGAAAACUCCCCUCAGCCACGUUAUGGAAAACGUGCACGUCUAGACCAGGUGCAGAGUUACACAAAUGCUGUUAAGAGUUUUCUGCAGAAGAAAUUUGAGAAGGUGACAAAAGAUAUAAAGAAAAAGGUUUGUCUAAACAAUACAUGGCUGUGCUGGAGGACACAAAAAUAUGCACGGGUGAGAGACAGACCAACAAAGUCUCAGGAAGGGGAAGAGGUUUCACUAGAGCAUAAAGAGUCGGUUGAGGCUCUGUUGAUGAAAACAGGCAGAGUGGUAAUGCUAUCAGGUCAGGCUGGCUCUGGUAAAACCUUGUUGAUGCAUUGCCUGGCCCACCACUGGGCUCAGGGCUCUUACCCCUCUAUCGAGCUACUCUUCCUGCUGGAGUUUCGCCAGCUCAACCUUAUUUCACAGCCAUUGUCUCUUAAGGAGUUGUUGUUUCGUUUCUUUCUUCCCUCUGAUGAAGACGAUGAGCAAAGUGAAGCAGUGCUCAAUUAUGUUCUCUCCAACCCUGAGAAAAUUUGCUUUAUAUUUGAUGGAUAUGAUGAGUUUGGGGCAAGAUUUAAAGACCCAAAGGAGCUUGAAUGCUCUGUAAAUCCUUACCAGCAGCUGCCAUUGGCUGAUCUCCUCUCUGCACUAUGCAGCGCCAAGAUCCUGCCCGGGUGCACAGUGCUGGUCACUUGUAGGCCACGGGAUGUUUUUGACCUAUUUGGAAGUUCUGAUUAUUUAGUUGCAGAGCUGCUUGGGUUCAAUCAACAACGUGUGAAGGAAUACACUCAGGAGUACUUCCAAGAAAAGGGACGUGAAAUUAAAGAAAGAGCGGUUAGCUUGCUGAUGGACAGCCAUCACCUGCUGUCCAUGUCCCAUGUUCCAGGAUUAUGUCAUGUUUGCUGUGUCUGCUUGGAUCAUUUCCUCACCAGUGAUAUGUCUCAGCAACCUGGCACUCAGCUACCAACAUCCUUGACCCAAAUCUACCUCCACAUCCUCUCUGCUUUUAUUAGUCGAUGCCAUGGUUGUGGAUCCUCUGAUAAUCAUACCCCAUUACUUCAGAGAUAUAGGGUUCAAAUUGCUAUGUUGAGUAAGCUUGCUAUGGAUGGCCUGGAGAACAGCCGUAUCGUAUUCCCGGCAAAUGAACUGACUACAGAGCUAAUGAACUUUGGUGCCAAUGCUGGAAUUCUGUCCCGUUUGGAUCUCACUUGUGGAGAUGGAUCGCGACGUCUGGGCUGUGCCUUUACGCACCUAACCAUGCAAGAGUUUAUGGCUGCUUUGCAUCUUAUGACGAACCCCGACAUCACAGAGUCACAGCUCAAGAAGAAACUUAACCUGAAAAGCCGAUGGACUGCUAAGACUGAUCCAAAAACUGUGUUCACAGACUCCCUUCACCUGUAUAUGUGUGGACUCGCUGCAGAAGCUUGCACUUUAAAUCUUGUCCUGCUGGAAGGCAGUGAGAAUGCAAGAGCUAUUGUUCUGAAGCGACAAGAUGCUGUACUUAAGACUUUGCAGCGCUUUGUGGUUAGUGGCCGUCAAACAGGUCCCAAGAUUAUUGAGCUCUGCCGUUGUGCCCAUGAAACACAAAACAUUGAUUUGGCCAGGGCUAUUGGUUCAAGAGAUCGGUUUGAGCUGCGGAAUAUAAGACUCAACCCUGUGGACAUUGACGCCUUGGCAUUUGUAAUUUCAUCUGCAAAUCAGAUGGUAUGUCUGGACUUUGGCGCCUGUUGCAUCGAGCCAGAGUGUUUGAACAUCAUUCCCAACUGCAAGAACCUGGAAGAGCUCAAUUUUCGUAGCCGUAAGUAUGAUGACAAGUUUGCAGAUGCUUUGUCUGGUAUCCUGCCCAAACUUCAGAGCCUGAAGCAGUUACACUUUAUUAGUGGUGGCCUCACUAAUAUUGGAGCUGCAAAACUUUUCAAGGCUUUGGAGUGCUGCCCACAAAUCACACACCUCAAUGUCAGUGAUAACUACCUAACAGAUGAAAGCGUAAAAAAGAUCACCGAGAUGUUUCCCAAGCUGGCUAAACUCACAUCUGUCAUCUUGGGGAAGAACAACAUUUCCAUAAAUGGAAUAUUUAUACUAGCUGGAAAAAUGGCAGCCUUUCCAAACAUUAAGGAAGUCUAUGCAAAUGCAAAAAAAAAGGAAAUCAAUGUUCAGUUCUCUGCAAACACCACAAACAGUGCGAGCACAGAUGACCUAAACAACACUGAAGAAUCAAAGCAGCUAAUCUUGAACGACUGGAAUCUCAAAUGGACAAAUGUGCACAAUCUGUGCCCUAUGCUCAGAGGCUGCUCCUCUCUCACUGUCCUAAAUUUGUCCCACAACACACUGGGGAACAGAGGUCUAAAGAAGUUGCUCGAACAUCUGCCUACUCUUGACACCAUUCAAGAAAUCAAUGUCAGUGACAACGGAGUGGAUAUGGAUGGGGUGGUGCUUCUCUCAACUCUUCUCUGUACUCUCAAAGACCUGACUGAAGUAGAAGCUAGCCACAACGGAAAGAAGAAACUGGUCUUGACGUUUAGCUCUAGCAGAAGUGAUGCAUUAAAGCAGUUAACCUCAGAGGGGUGUGAUAUUCCGCACAAGAAACUCAGCUUAACUCAUAGUGAUAUACACCCCACUGACAUGAACAAGCUGUGUAAGAAUCUGAUCAAGUGCCCAAAUCCUCUAAACCUGGAUUUGUCUCAUGGAAUAUUAAAGGAUGAGUCUACUGAAAAGCUACUAAGGUUUCUUCCAAACAUGGCAUCUCUCAAUCUACUAAAUUUAAGUCACAUCCAGAUGUCAACAGAUAGUGCUUUGUUAUUGGUCCAAUUGCUUUCUGAUUGCCAGCGCACUACAACUGUGGAACUCAGACAACUGGGAGAAACGUUUAUUAAGUUUCUCCAAGCCAAAUCAGAAGCUGCAACAUGCAAGUUUAACCAAUAUAGGCUGAGCAGUGCCAAUCUGGCAAAGCUCUGUGAGAUACUGGAGCACUGCCAUCAUCUGACUGAUCUGGAUUUGUCCAGUAACUUCCUUAAAGAUGAGGAUGUGAAGACCUUUGUUCAAUUUCUGCCCAAGCUUCAGAUCUCAGGUUCAGUGAGCCUCAACAAUAACAAUCUAACCGAAGUAGGAGUACUCUACCUGCUGAGCCUAAUGCACACAUGUGAAAGGGUGGCUGCCGUGGAAGUGAGUCUUGGAAAGGAGGAGCAGCAGGCUCUGAUUCGCUUUGUUCAGAAGAAUUCUACAGGCAAAAUGUUCAGUCUGAGGCAUUGUUGUUUUGAGUCAAGCCAUUUGCAAAGUCUUGUGAAUAUACUUACCAGUUGUCCCAAACUUACACUAGAGUUAUCAUCAUGCACUGUGCAAAGUCAAAAUCUGCUGUUUCUACUGAACAAGCUGGCUACACUGAACUCAGUGCAAACUCUAGAGCUAAGAAACAAUUCUUUCAAUGCUGACACGAUUAAGUAUUUGGUUACUGAGUUCUGUGGGGAUUGUAAUCACAGAACAAUUCGGAUAAUGGAGCCAUGGAUUAAAGGGGAAGCUGCUGUUGGCCUUGUGCAGUGCUGCCUGGAACUGAAUCCAAACAUAAAGGAGAUCAGAGUUGAAAAAACAUGUCUUAAACUUUCUGUUGAAAGCCUCGUCUCUGCCACAAUCCCUAAUGAAUGGGAGAAUGGGAAUUGUUCCCUUUCUGCUGUGCACUCUAUAAGUUUUGAUGACUGUGACGUUGAGGGGCAGCACUUAUCCUCACUACAGUCUACUCUCAAGAAUUGUCCCUCUCUGCAGGAAUUACAUUUCUCUCAGCUGACGAUGGGUGCAGAUGGUGCAGAGUUUCUCUCUUCAGUUCUUCCCUCGCUGAAGAAUCUCAAGAUCCUCAGUCUUAGUUCCAAAGGAGAAACAGAAGAUGAAGCAGUAAUAUUUGCAUUACAGCAUGCACAAAAGCACCUGGAACAGCUGAGCUUGGCCCAUCAUGUAAUUAAAGACAGAGGAGCUGCAGUAUUAGGGAAUGCCCUUCAGGGUUUCACAAGAAUGCGAUCACUCAGUCUCUUAAAGUGCUUGGAUUGCACUGCAACAGGAGGGCGUGAUUUGGUCCGUGGUCUGGUCCAGUGCCGCUCUCUGGAAGAAAUUCGGCUGGACUCUUUAGAAUUGGAUGAAGAAAGCGUAGAUUGCUUUGCACAAGGCCUUCAGGCCAUGACAUCACUCAAAAAGAUCAGUUUGAAUAAGACGAUCUCAAAGGAGGGCAGUGGGGUUCUGUGUCUGCUGGCUAGUCUGCACACAUUAAUUGAGCUAGAAGAAAUAGAAUUGAUCGGAUUGAGAAUGGGUGAUCGAGGGAUUGAGGAGCUUGUGAAAUACAUCCCUAAAUGGACCAGACUAAGAAAAAUAAAUCUGUCAGAGAACCGUGUGAGUGACCAUGCUGGAGAGAUGUUGGUGAAAGCGCUGUCCCACUGCAGAGCACUGCAACAAAUACAUCUUUUCAGGAACAACCUUGGUCACAGAUCUGCAGCUGUACUGGGUCAGGUUCUUCCAUCCCUCUCUGAGCUCUCUGAAUUGGAUCUAUCUGAGAACCAAAUGGAAUCAAAAGGUUGUUCAAGUGUCUGUGAGGCUCUGGUCAGCAUGAAGGCACUAAAAAAACUACACUUAACCUCCAUUGGAACCUCAGACUUGGUCAAUGUUGCAUCUUGCCUCAAACACUGCACCUCUAUAGAGGACAUCAGCUUGUCAUGGAAUAACUGUGAAAAUGAUGUGGUUCUGAAACUGGCUGAAGUUCUGCCACAAUGCAGUAAACUGAAAAGACUUGAUCUGGAGGCCAAUAAUAUCAACACAUCGGGAGCCAUGGCCCUUGCUACAUGUUUGCAGUUUUGUCCUUGGAUUGAAGUGAUCAGACUUUGGAGGAAUCCCAUUAAAAAGGAUGACCUGAUUUUGAAAGACAAGAGGCUGAAUUUCUCAUCGACCUAAUCUGAAAAACACUUGAGCUUGUGUCUUUUUUUAAAAUGUUUACAUUCAUAUUUAUGUCUUUCUGUUUCAAUUAGAAUAUGGAGGUAUUUUGUUUACAUUCAUUUGGAGAACACAUUACCUCAGUAUACCAAUAACUAUACCACACCACAGUUUAUCUAAUUGUCUGGGAUUCAGAGGUUUAUGGAAGCGAUGUGAACAAUCCAUUUUAGCACCUUAACAGAUAGUGAACAUCUCACUAUAGAGCCAUGCCUGCAUGUUCAGAGACAUAAUAAUGACCAGUCAUGUACUGUUACAAGGGCCAUUUUUGAGAACACACAGUAUGCUAACCACAAUAGGUUUCUAGUUGUCACACACAAACUGCUGAUUAUGCUUAGGCUGCAUUUACUGUUUGAAGCUUGAAACUCUUUUAACUUCCAGUCUUCCAUACUCAUUGUCUAAUUAUUUUUAAUAUCCCAUAUAACUGUGAACGUGCAGAUUGGCUGUGAGAUAAUCAGAUUUAACGAACUAAUAACGGCAGCUUAUAAAUUAUCACCAAAAUCAGAAGUCUGUUUCUUUAUAUGAUCCUUCCAUCAACCCAUUCUCGACUUCUCCUGGUUGUGUUCUCCUGCAGAUCUCAUAUUUAUUUGUUUUUCCUUAUUAAAAUAUCUUAAGAAUUGCACUGCAAAAUUAAACAUACAAUUGCAUCAAUGAAUGUGAAUGUGGUGGUGUUUUGUUUGUUUUUUUUUUACCUGAUAUGAAACUAAGGCCUGGCUUAAUAAACUUUUAGUGAGUAAAGUAUUAGUAA
Messenger RNA from Ictalurus furcatus (blue catfish), 6157 nucleotides. RefSeq names its product NLR family, CARD domain containing 5 (gene nlrc5). The coding region runs from base 112 to 5373 and encodes 1753 amino acids. The record is from RefSeq and is a predicted model, not a curated record. Gene Ontology annotation, molecular function: protein binding. Gene Ontology annotation, biological process: positive regulation of MHC class II biosynthetic process; positive regulation of transcription by RNA polymerase II; inflammatory response. Lineage: Eukaryota; Metazoa; Chordata; Actinopteri; Siluriformes; Ictaluridae. The transcript is spliced from 44 exons.